Molecule: messenger RNA, 492 nt
Organism: Plasmodium knowlesi strain H
Lineage: Eukaryota; Apicomplexa; Aconoidasida; Haemosporida; Plasmodiidae
Product: ubiquitin-conjugating enzyme E2, putative
Exons: 6
Coding region: 1-492 (163 amino acids)
Biological process (GO): ubiquitin-dependent protein catabolic process; protein polyubiquitination
Molecular function (GO): ubiquitin conjugating enzyme activity
Source: RefSeq, a predicted model, not a curated record
AUGACCAACGUAGCUAGAGAGCUCCUGAAGAAGCAAUUUUUAGAACUGUCUCGCGACCACGACGCCGGUUUUUCCGUCGGACUCGUUGACGACGCAAAUUUCUUCGAAUGGAACGUAUGCUUUGAAGGGCCAAAAAAUACGCUAUAUGAAGGGGGUAUAUAUAAUGCCACCCUUUCUUUUCCCACGGAUUUUCCAAACCAUCCCCCACAAAUGAAGUUUACCCAGGAAAUGUGGCACCCCAAUGUUUUCCCGGAUGGAAGGGUCUGCAUAAGCAUAUUACACCCUCCAGGUGUGGAUAUCUACAACGAACAGGAGAAGUCGGAGGAACGAUGGAGACCCAUUUGGUCCGUCGAAGGAAUCUUAAUCAGCGUCAUUUCGAUGCUCAACGAGCCCAACCUUGAAUCUCCUGCGAAUGUGGACGCGGCAGUUCAAAUAAAGAAUAAUCUAAGCGAGUACAAAAAGAAGGUUCGAGCUCUGGCCCGGAUGUGCUAA